UUUUUGCAGUCAAACACACCACAUAUUUUCAGUCUGUCAAAAGACUAAUCGCAGCAAGAAUGAUGUCGAGAAUUAGGAAAAAUCCAACAAAAUAACCGAAUCUAAUCGAAUUGUUAAUAACUUAAAAUUUAGUUUCUCUUUAUUUUAUUUUGAAUAAAUUAUAAAACAAAAAUGUGGGCAGAAGCAAGAAAACAGGAGCGUAAGAUACGAGGUAUCAUGGUUGAUUAUCGCAAGCGGGCAGAGCGUCGUCAAGAUUUUUAUGAAAAAAUCAAAGCCGAUCCGACACAAUUCAUGCAAAUUCAUGGACGUCGGUGUAAAAUUCAUCUUGAUCCGAUGGUGGCCGCAGCUGCAGAAAAUCCAGCAAUCAUGAUGCCUUGGCAGGGACACGCCGACAAUUUGAUCGAUCGAUUUGAUGUGCGCGCACAUUUGGACUACAUUCCGCCUGUGACAAAAACAACAGACCAACCAGAGCUAAAUCAAGAGGAGCGCCAAUGCAAUUAUGAAGGUUUUCGAAUUUUGGCCCAAAAUGAUUUUCUCGGCAUUAGUGAAGAGAAGUUCUUGCAUCAAUUGCAUCUUGAAGAGCAAUUUGGUGUGAACGCCCAACAAUUGGAAAUCGAAAAAGUAAAAAAGAAAAACACCAGCUCAAGUGGUGGUGGCGCUGCAAUUGGUUAUACAUACGAAGAUGACUCUUAUUCGGCUGGUGAUCAAAUUAGUAAAUUUAAUUCGGCAAAUAUAAUUGCAAGUGCUGCCGGUGGCAAUGCAGCCCAAGAAGAAGACUCCGAUUCAGAUAUUGAUGUUGAUGUUCCAAUCGAUAUUAAUAAAAUCGACACACAACAGGCACACGAUCUGAAUACCUGCGGCCGAAAUUAUGGAAUGCAGAGCAAUGAUUUUUAUUCAUUUCUCACUAAAGAUGCCGAUGAAGCUGAGUCACUGAAGCUGGCAAGAGAAGAGGAACAAGAGAAAAUUAUGCUUUGUGGCAGGAAAAGUCGGCGUGAACGUCGAGCACAAAGAGAAAAACGUUUUGCAGGUCGUACAAUUAGCCCACCAAGCUAUGCAGCGAAAGAAGAACCAACGAAACCUUUGACCGAUGAUAAAAAUGACUCCGAUUCACGGUCACCAUCACCGGAAAAUUCAGGAAAAAUAACAUACAUCACAUCAUUCGGCGGUGAAGACGAGCUCGGAUCACACUCAAAAAUAUCAAUCAAUUUUAAUAGAACGGCAAAGGGAACACUGGGCAGUGAAUUAAUUGCAAAUCGAUCGGCAAAUGCAGCCAAAAUAUCCGGCGAAGCUGUAUCAUAUGCUGAUAAGGUUAAACAAAAUUUAGAAAAACUUAAACAUUUAAAUGAUCAACCGAAAUCACCACGAAAACCACUUGCAUAUCAACGACGUGGACACACUAAAAGUCGCAGCCGAUCACGUUCACAUUCAAAGAAAUCAUAUCACAGAAAUUAUAGAAGACUUUCGCCACGUUCAAGAUACCGACGCUCACGCUCGCGAUCAACAUCAAGAAGGCGUGGAACACAUCGUCGCAGUCGAUCAAGAGAUCGUCAUCGACAUUAUUCAACUUCUUCAUCAUCCUCAUCGUCUUCGUCGACAAGACGCAACAAAAGACGUCGUUCGCUAUCAACGAGCUCAUCAUCAAGCUCGUCUAGUUCUCGAAGUAGCAGCAGCUCAUCAAGAUCGUCUAUACCACGAAGACAAGUACGAUCUAAAUCUAUUGAACGGAAUAAGAAAGAUGUGAAAUCUCAAUCUAAAGAACGAGAAAAGUCCGUUCGAACGACAGAAAAAUUAGCACCUCCAAAUCAAAAGACAACAACAAUAAUUGCACCUAUUAAUCCGACACCAACCGAAAUACCUCCACUUCCGCCAGCCGAAUCUGCAUCGCCUAUAAUUCGGGAGCAACCAAAAUUGCCUGAAGUACAAGUUCCGAUAAAAAAGUAUUACGGUCGAAAGCGUGACAAUCAAAGUUCGUCUGAUGAAGAUGACCUCAGUUACGAAGAAGCCGAAUCGACCGUUAAAUCAAAGUCCGAUACAACCACAUCAUCCACGGUUAAAAAUAUUAAUCUUGGUAAAGCAGCAACCAUCCAUACCAAAGAUUCAUCAGCGUCUGGUGGAUCGAAAACCUUAAAUCCGCGUGAUCGAUUGAAGAAGAAAAUGCAAAUUCUAUUGAACAAGCAAUACAAAGCUGAUAAAAUGGCUGAAAUUGAGAAAAACGAGAGACAAAUUCAGCAACAGCAAGAGCGCGAUGAUGAAAUGCGGGAAAUGGCACUUCGACUCCGACGAAGACAACGUGAAUUGCGUCACAAAUACGGUUCACCAGGAGGAGACAGUGAUAAAAGCGAUGGUUCAGCUUUGAGUAAUCGUAGCUCAGUUUCCCGUGGCAAUCGUGGUAAUUCGCGUCAAAGAACAAAAUAUCGGUCGCCAAGUCAUUCGAAUCGCUCUCGCUCCAGAUCGCAUGAUUCACGAAGAAAAGAACGUGCCAAAUAUUCUUCGCAUAGAAGACAUAGUCGUGACAGUUCUAGACAUCGACGUAGCCGUGAACGUAGCAAAAAUCGUUCAACCUCAAGAGACUAUCGACGCAGAAGCAAUUCAAACGAACGUCGACGAAACAACGACCGACCAAGAAAAUUAGUUGAUUAUUGAAAAACUGAACAUUUCAACCCGAGUUUUUAUUUCUUUCGGAUUGUUCCAUACUAAAUUGUACCCGAAUAUCAAACCAAUGUUUUCCAAUUGUAUCAUGAAACGAUUUUAA
This is a messenger RNA of Contarinia nasturtii (swede midge), 2752 nucleotides long. Its product is annotated as CLK4-associating serine/arginine rich protein. The coding region runs from base 172 to 2643 and encodes 823 amino acids. The record is from RefSeq and is a predicted model, not a curated record. Lineage: Eukaryota; Metazoa; Arthropoda; Insecta; Diptera; Cecidomyiidae. The transcript is spliced from 12 exons.